Molecule: messenger RNA, 3100 nt
Organism: Triplophysa dalaica
Lineage: Eukaryota; Metazoa; Chordata; Actinopteri; Cypriniformes; Nemacheilidae
Gene: hsd17b3
Product: hydroxysteroid (17-beta) dehydrogenase 3
Exons: 11
Coding region: 885-1817 (310 amino acids)
Cellular component (GO): endoplasmic reticulum
Molecular function (GO): testosterone dehydrogenase (NADP+) activity
Source: RefSeq, a predicted model, not a curated record
AAACAAGAAGUGCAAUAGGAGCAAGUGCAGGAAAAACAGUAUUAUGGAAGUAGUAUGUACAAUGAACAUAAUAUACAUGUGGCUGUUACUAUAAACAGGAAAAGUACAGAUGGGUGUAUACAAUGAUAAGUUAUAGCAGUUAUAACAGUAGUGCAAUGGAUAUAGAGUAGUGCAAAUAAAUUAUAGACAGAAGCUAUCUAAGUAAGAAGUUAUUGCAUAUUUAGUUGAAGUACCGAAGUGCAAAGUUGCUUGUGAAAACGUCAAUGAACAGUGAACUUGUGAUAGCAUAUACUAUACGAUGGUAUACUUUUAAAAUGUUGACAAUUUUCACCGUUAGCAGAUCUAAACACUACAGUAUAUAUAACAUAAACAUCAUACAGUACACAGUAUACAUGCAUUAUAUUAAAAAGCCUAUGUAUUUUAUUUUAUAUAAUAAAUUCCUGAGAAGCAGAGCAACUGAUGUUGUAUUCCUCUUUGUACACUUUUGUGUUCCACUUUGUCCAUUCGGAUGCUCCCUAUAUGAAUUUCUCUCUCUCUAAUCCAAUUCCAUAGUCCAGUAUGAGUCAACACCCCUGUGGCCACAUUCUUAACUCCAUGUCUCUUCUAAUGAAUCUGAGAAAGAUUUAAAUUGGCCGAAAUUUGGACAGCAAUUGACGUAAGAUAUCUCUUCCAAAAUCACACAACACAAAAAAUCAGGAAUGUGAAUAAUGUCCUGGUUAAAGAGGGCAGAGAAGAUUCUGAUUGGCUGAAGGGGCUGUCAGCACCGGGUUUUGAAUCUUGUGGUCAGAUUAGAUGAGAGAAUAGGAGAACCGUGGCAGUCAAAAGAGGGACUGAGCUAGCAAGAAGGACCAACUUGAAGCUUUGAGAUAAGCCCCUAGACCGCCAUGACACCCACCGAGAUUAUCUUCAUGUUGGCUGGAACUUGCACCGUCAUGUUCUUUGGAGUGAAACUACUAGGUCUUGUCAUGAUGCUUGCCCUGAAGCUCUACUAUCCUCUUUCUGUGUCUUUUUUCACCUCUCUGGGGAAAUGGGCAGUGGUCACUGGAGGAUCAGAUGGAAUUGGAAGAGCUUACGCACAAGAGCUUUCAAAACAUGGAAUGAAUGUGAUCAUCAUCAGCAGAAAUCAAGAGAAGCUUGAAAGAGCAGCCAGGAAUAUAGAGCUUUCUACAGGAGCAAAGGUCAAAGUAAUAACUGCUGACUUUACCAAAGAUGAUAUGUAUGGACACAUUAUGAAAAGCCUAGAGGACUUGGAUAUUGGUAUAUUAGUGAACAAUGUCGGAAUACUGCCCAGCCAAGUACCCUGCAGGCUGCUUGAAACUGCAGAUUUGGAAAAGGUGAGACAGAAAAUAUAUGAUGUUAUAAACUGCAAUGUAAAAGCCAUGGUCAAGAUGUGCAGAAUUGUGCUGCCAGGAAUGCAGGAAAGAGGAAGGGGAGUCAUUUUAAAUGUGUCCUCCGGCAUAGCCAAAAUACCCUGCCCCAUGUACACCUUGUAUGCAGCAUCUAAGGUUUUCGUUGAACGAUUUUCACAGUGUCUUCAAGCGGAUUAUAAAUCCAAAGGAAUUAUCAUUCAGACAGUGGCUCCAUUCGGGGUUUCAACAUCAAUGACAGGACAUCAAAGGCCUGACAUGGUCACAUUCACAGCUGAGGAGUUUGUUAAGAGCUCACUAAAGUAUCUGAGGGCUGGCGACCAGACAUACGGAAGCCUCACUCAUGCCAUACUGGGCUGGAUGGUGCAGGCUAUUCCCACAUGGGUUUUACAGAGUGAGGUGUUCCAAUAUCACUUCAAGAAAUAUGUGACCGAGAGAAUGGAAAAAUGAAAGUUUAUAUUCUCUGUGUAUAAAGAUGAACAUCUGCUAGUACCACAUUAUAUUUGUAUUAACUGUGACAGAAGCUGCUUACUUUUCAACUGUUAAAAAAGUAUGUUCUUUAGGUUAGCAAGUGUGUAUUGUGAAUACAUUAGUGUACAUUGUUCGACUUUUUACUUUUAAAAUCUGAAUGUCUUCGUGAACUCAAGGAAUGUGACAAAAUAAGACUGGGAAAAACAGGGAAAGAAUGCGGAAUCAAGGUGCUGUUUAUAAGCCUUCAAAUUAUCAGUGUUGCUUAUGGAACACAAUCCUUUAAAUUAUCUCAUAUGACAUUAAUAGAGAGACAACAAAACACAACACAACACAACACGAUAUCAUAUUAGACAGACUGUCUCCAAAAUGCCAAAUGACAGGGAUAAGUAGAGAAAAUGGAGAGAAGAUGUGACCUUGAUAAUUCUAUUUGAAAAAAUGACUAUUUAACCAAAAAAGAAAACAGAUCUCAUCCCAAUUUACUGCCGUACACUUAAAAAAAUCUGUAAAAGUAGGGGACAAUAUAAAAUUAAAAUAAAAAAAAUUGUAUUCAUUUUUUACAGUUGUUUUACCUGUUUUUUAGAUUUUGCACUGCAUUAAACUACAUUUUAGUUUAAUAUAAUUUAAACUACAUAAAAUCAAACUGGUUAUUUUCUGCCAGUACUUUACCCGUUCUUUUAAGGGAUUCUUUUUUAACAGUGUAUAUGAAAACUAAAUACUAUAGUAGUCAGUGGGAAUCUGUUUGGUUACUGACAUUAUCCUAAAUAUCUUCCUUUGUAGCAGAAUAAAGACAUUUACACAGGUUUGGUAAAUGAUGACAGAAUUUUCAUUUUUGGGUGAACUUUCCUUUCAAAACCGCAUCUUUGGUAGCCUAUGUAAAAAUACAGAUAUUUAGCGCCACAUUGUGGUUAAAAAUGACUAUGACACAAACGAAAGCUCUAGUUUCCUUGUGCUUUUUAAAGUUAUUUUUGAAGAAUCUCAAUUUAUUAGUAAUAAAGGAAUUACAUAUCUAAGAAAGGAAUAUGCAUAUGAACGACGUUCUGUAUUCUGCGUGUUUUAAUGUAAAGAACUGCAUGUUCAUUAACAACUUUAUAAUUUUAAUGUGAAAAUUUGCAUGUAUUUGUGCAUAGUCCAUGUCCUGAAGUAAAUAAUUAAAUCAUAAAUAGGCCCACAUUAAAGUAAAAAGUUGUAUGCAAAUGUAAAUCUUAAGAUGAAAUGUUUUUCUGUCAAUAUUUGGUGGUUUUAAUACACAUACCCUAAAAAUA